CGAUUCCCAAUCCAUUGACAACUUGUUGUGGAAUCGCCUUGCUUGCAUAUAAAUCUAUCAAACAUGUAAGUCGCGCCUGGUAGCAGGCACCUUGCUUGUCGCGGUUAAAUACUUCAGUAAAAGUCUUACGCCGGUGUGUAUCCCAGCGGAAAGUGGAUGCUCUACUGGAAACCCGCUUGGAAGAACCUUGCGUUUGAAGUUUGGUGUGCUAUGUAUAACUUACUUGUUAUUUGUAGUAUUUAUUCUCUUUUUAUCUUUCAAAGGUGUUAUUUAUCAAGAACAGAAAGGUUAUUAGUAUGACAUUAUACGCGUUAAUUUCCGUUCUUCCGAAGUAAAAUACUGAAAGCAAACGAUUCAAAGAGAAUACGAAGACGGAGUUAUACCUACAUUUUAUGCUGCUAGUAAGUGGCGCAAGCCACGAUGUUGGUGGAGAUCUGUAUUUUGGCCUUGAUAACUGCUCUAUGGUGGCUUCGAGGUAUACUUCAAGAAUGUAAUCAGCCGACGGUUCCGGAGCUGUUUUAUAAAAAAGAGUCUCCACUUCAUGAUCAUGUGGUCCAAAAUACACCCAUCUUGAAAAAACGGUUUGUUCCACCCCUUCUGUGGGGCCGCUUUGGACAUUGGCAGACCCUUGCGUACGGAAUUUUAGGUAACCGGAAAUCGAAGCGUUGGCUACCAAAAGGAACACGGACAUCGCUGCUGUGCAAGGAUGGAGCGACAAUUACUUACGAUGUUUUCGAGCCGCUUGCCCCACAUACCUCUAAAGAAGACCUUACUUUCCUGGUUUGUCCCGGUAUCGCGAAUUCCUCGGAGAGCGUUUAUAUCCGAUCAUUUGUGCUUUAUGCACAAAAUUCCGGUUACCGAUGUGUCGUUUUAAAUCACUUGGGAGUUGUUCCCGAUGUUAAACUGACCGCACCCAGGCUGUUCACAUAUGGCGGAACGGCUGAGUAUGCCUCGAUGGUGGACGAUGUUUUAGCUAAAUAUUCCGGAACCACAGCCAUUGCGGUCGGGUUUAGUAUGGGAGCAAAUGUGGUCAGUUGCUACCUUUCGGAGUCAGCAGAAAUUCAGAAACGUUUUCUCUGCGGAAUAUCCGUGUGCCAGGGUUAUGACAUUAUCCGAUCUCGUCCAUUACUGCUGCAGUGGCAGCAGUUGCGAAGGGCCUAUAUGUUCAGUAUGACAAGAAAUAUGAAGAAGCUAUUUGCCCGUCACCGCGAUAUUUUAUUCAGCGAUGAUAUGAUGAAAACCCACCCAAAGAUCAAUAUGGACGCUGUUUUCCAAGCUACAUGUCUAGAGCAAAUAGAUGAACAUUUCACUCGCUUCGUAUUGGGAUACGAAAAUUUGGACAAGAUGUACCAAGAUCUUAGUUGUAGUGGGAAGUUGCACAUGAUAAACAUUCCUAUGGUUUUUAUUAAUGCACUGGAUGAUCCCAUUGUUCCUCCGAAUUUGUUGGAUUUUGUGAAGGAUCAUACAAGUAACCAUGAAACGUCUAUGCUCGUUGUCACACGCCACGGUGGACAUUUGGGCUUUUUGGAGGGCGAUUCCUUGUUAAUGCCAAACCCGGUGUCGUGGCUUAGCCGGUUCGUGGUGGAAUAUAGUGAUGCCGUUUUUGGACGAUCUCAAAUCCGGAAUAGUGAAUAUCCGGCAGCUGGGAACUGAACACGGAAAAAGAUAUGCCUUCAGACCAAAGAAAGCCACAGAAAAUGUCCUGACAGUCAUGCGCUAUUUGGUGCGAUAGUUUUUCAGGAACGUUGCUGCAAAGAAGCAGCUUUAUAUUUUGUUCUCUCAUUGUUAGCAUUCCUUGCAUGUUAUGUUUCAUCAUAAAAUUCAUGAUCUAAUUUGUGAUCUUUCUCAGAGGCAAACAUUCGCUGUGUAAGUGCUGCAUUCCGUUUAUUUGGUGUAGCAAUCUUAAUUCGAGUAAAACGAGAGAGUUCA
Paramacrobiotus metropolitanus is the source of this 1929-nucleotide messenger RNA. Its product is annotated as monoacylglycerol lipase ABHD2-like. NCBI's taxonomy places the organism in Eukaryota, Metazoa, Tardigrada, Eutardigrada, Parachela, Macrobiotidae. Gene Ontology annotation, molecular function: acetylesterase activity; monoacylglycerol lipase activity. The record is from RefSeq and is a predicted model, not a curated record. Gene Ontology annotation, cellular component: sperm plasma membrane; sperm flagellum. Gene Ontology annotation, biological process: medium-chain fatty acid biosynthetic process; sperm capacitation; steroid hormone receptor signaling pathway. The coding region runs from base 421 to 1653 and encodes 410 amino acids. The transcript is spliced from 7 exons.